UGUGUUUUACGGCACACACAUCAACAACCAAUUCGUACUACCUGUUCAGUGCUCCAAGGAAUCAUGAAGUCCAUCGUUGUAGCGUUGGUGAUGGCUACAGUAGUAGUAGCUCAGCAGCAACAGUACACGACACCUGUUCCGAUUUUGAAGCAGAUUAACAAACACAAUGAAGAUGGUUCUUACAGUUAUGGGUAUGAAGGAGCUGAUGGUUCUUUUAAGAUCGAGUCCAAGUAUCCGAACGGCGAGGUUUACGGCAAGUACGGAUACAUCGACGACAGUGGAAAGCUGAGGGAGAUCGAAUAUGGAGCGAGUCGUAGAGGAUUCGAGCCAGCUGGCAACGAGAUCAACGUACCACCACCAACCCUCCAGAUCAACCAACAGGCUGCCGCCCCAUUGGCACCAAAUCAAGAGGACGAUGGUCAAUACAGAGAGGAUCCCAGCGUUUACUACAAGGAUGAGAAAUUCAACAAUAACAACGUGCAAUCCUACCAACAACCUCAAAGCUACCAACAGCCACAAAGCUAUCAACAGCCAAAGACCUACCAGCAGCCACAGACCUACCAACAGCCACAGACCUACCAACAGCCACAGACCUACCAAGAACCACAAACCUAUCAACAACCACAAACCUACCAAGAGCCACAGUACCAACCAACCUACCAAUCAACUACUCGCAGGCCUGCAUACCAACACGGAUUCUUGAAUCAGCAACAGCAAAGCAGAUCUUACCAACCACAGCAGAACUACAACUCUCAGCCACAGCAAUCCUACAACUCGCAACCACAGCAGAGCUACCAACCACAGCAGAACUACAACCCACAGCCGAUCUACAGCAACCCAGCCCAUCCGAACUUCAACCCAUAUGCUGGACACCCAGCCAAAAACUUGGACAUUUCUUCCGGCUCUUACAGCGUCAACUACAAGAAAUAGAGUCAAUCACAUAGA
Molecule: messenger RNA, 945 nt
Organism: Nicrophorus vespilloides
Lineage: Eukaryota; Metazoa; Arthropoda; Insecta; Coleoptera; Silphidae
Gene: Cpr97Eb
Product: activating signal cointegrator 1 complex subunit 2 homolog
Exons: 2
Coding region: 64-930 (288 amino acids)
Cellular component (GO): chitin-based extracellular matrix
Molecular function (GO): structural constituent of chitin-based larval cuticle
Source: RefSeq, a predicted model, not a curated record